ACAACUGGAGGUGGACAAAUGCCAGCUGCAAGAAGAGCUGUCAAAACUCCAGCAUCAUUUACACACUAACAUGGUGGAUCGCUCCCAGCUGGAACAAUGUAAAAGAGAGGCGGAAGAACGAGCAGAAAAGGAAAUAAGACAAAAGCUACAAGAAGUCAAUCAGUUUUUGCAAGCACAGGCAGCCUACCAGCACCACUUAGGACAAAUUAGAGACAGGAAUUGUGAUUCAACGAGACUCCAGCUGGAAGAAAGAAUUAGAGAUCUCGAAAGGGAAUUGGACAGCGUUAAAAAAGCCCAACAAGAGAGUGCUUGUUGUAAAGAAGCAACAGAGGGAAAAAUGGAAAUGUACAAAGGGCUGUAUCUGGAGGAAGUGAGAACCAGAAGAUGCCUCACAAAGAAACUGCAAAGGCUGGAAGAACUUCUGAGGAUAGAUAGGAGGAAACCCAGGGAUAAUGAACAGCAAGAAACCCAGUCCCAGCAGGAAGAAAUAAAGAACAAAUAUUCUGAAAAGGUCAAGGAAGUUGAUAGAUUACAAACAGAGGUUGCUGAACUUUCCCAGCAGCUGGACAGGGAAUCUAAAAAAUGCAUGCAGCUGGAAGCCCAAAAUCAGGAUUUGCAAGAAGAGCUGUCCACUCUGCAUAGGAAGUGUGAACAACUGGAGGUGGACAAAUGCCAGCUGCAAGAAGAGCUGUCAAAACUCCAGCAUCAUUUACACACUAACAUGGUGGAUCGCUCCCAGCUGGAACAAUGUAAAAGAGAGGCGGAAGAACGAGCAAGCAAGGAAAUAACACAAAAGCUACAUGAAGUCAAUCAGUUUUUGCAAGAACAGGCAGCCUGCCAGGACACCUUAGAAAAAAUCAGAAGCAGUCAUUUUGACUCACUGAAAAACCAGUUAGAAGACAGAACUAGAGAUCUUGAACGUGCACUGGGAAGGACAAAAAGCAACCAACAAGAAAGACCUUUUCAACAAGAAUCCAGACAGCCAGCAGUGGACAAGUACAUAGAGCUGUACCUGCAGGAAGUGAAAACCAGCAAAAGCCUCGCAAAGAAACUGGAAAGAGCCAAUGAGAGACUUGAAGAGGCCAACCCGAAGCUCCUUUGGGAGCGCCAGAGAAGCAAAUCUGCAGCCACAUUCAGCGAUGUCAGCAGACAUCGGGCUGCAGUUCCACCUCUGGAUUCAGCUGGCCUGGGACACCUUGGGAACCGUCUGGGACUGGGCAGAACUCCCGGCCUCAGAACACACCCCAGCCACGUGUGGUAAAGCCAACGACUUUUGGUCAGCAGAGCAACUGUGGCAAAGAGCACUGUGAGGCAGGAACUUCCCACCUAAGUUCGACACUAAAUUUUCAUCUACGAUCUGUGUGACCUGUUUCAAAUGGCUGAUGUCACCAUGAGUGCCAAAUGCCAUCAGACAUCUGUGAGACACCGAGGAGGAGCCAGCCACGUCCCAAAGUCCAGCGCUGCCCCAGUGGUGGCAGGCCUGGCCCAGCCGUCCCAGGGAGCAGCACCCAGGCCAGGCCGGCACCGCCACAACCACAACCACUGCCUGUGCACUGCCUGCUCUUCCCUGGCAGGAGCCCUUGGUGCCAGUGGGGCAGGCAGGAGCUUUCCUGCUGCCCGCUCAGCCCCUUGGCCACGGAUCUCCUUCUGCCACGCCAGUUGCGGCCUGGAGUGACGGCAACGACACUCCCUGUUCGGGAGGGUGCUCAGGGCUGUGCCAGGCUGUUCCUUGGCACCUGUGUCCCACGAGGGCAGGAGCAGCAGUGCCAGGCUGCCAGCGCCAGGCAGCUGCCUGCAGGUGACCGUGUGAGCCUCGGCAGCGUCCGGCUGAGAGCGUGGCACAGGGAGGCACCGCAGCCACGGCUGCAGGGACAGCACCUCGGGCAUUUGGCUGCCCCAAGCACACACUGCCAGCCUGGGCUCACCCAGUGAUUCCUGUCACCAGCCUGGGAUUGCCCUAAACACACCUUAGGGCUUGAGCUGGGUCACAGUUUCAUCGCAGUUGUGCCAAUAGAUAGUAGGGCACAGAUAGAUUAGACAGAUUAUAAGAUAGGUAGAUAGACAGACAGAUAGACAGACAGAUAGAUAAAUAGACAGAUAGAUAGAUAGGUAGAUAUAUAGAUAUUAAUAGAUUAUAAUUUUCCUCAAUAAAAACUUCAAUUUCACUGAGAUUCCUGAGUGGUGUGCAUAUGAACAAAGGAUUCAAACACAAAAUGCUGAGAUGAAGUCCAGUUUUAAUUUUUGGAGGGCAUUUUGAUUGCCUCUCAGCAGGUGACACCUACUGCAAGUGUAAGAGCUGUCUUUCCUCUGGUCCUUAUAUCUGUUUAAGAUAUAAAAUAGAAUGGUUUUCUGUGGUUCCUUAUAUCUGCCAUGGGACACCUGCACUGGGGGCAGGGUCUGGGAUCAGCUUCCAGGGCUCUGUGAUGUGAGGCCGCCUGGUACUCAGAGAGCAUCCAGCUGUCAGACUAUUUUCAGAGAAGCUUCAAUUUAGCCCAAUGAACUGUGUUCCUGUGGUUUAGAAAUGGUACUCCCCAAUUUAGUGCCCUCACCGAGACUCUCCUUAACCCCAGUGCUGCUCUCUCACUCUCUUUUCUCCUCCAGCCUUUCCUGGCAGGAACCAGGACAGUUGUGUGCAUACAGAAAUGGGAUUCAAACACAAAAACGAGAGAUAUAGCCCAGUUUUAAAUUUCAGAGGCUAUUUUUAAUAUCCUCUGAGCAGACAAAAGCCACUGCAGGUAUAAGAAGUCUCUCUCUUCUAGUUCUUCUCUCUGGUUAAGCGGUAAGAAUGAAAGCCUAUAAGGUCUUUAUAAAGUUUCU
Messenger RNA from Myiozetetes cayanensis, 2817 nucleotides. RefSeq names its product ankyrin repeat domain-containing protein 26-like. The transcript has 7 exons. NCBI's taxonomy places the organism in Eukaryota, Metazoa, Chordata, Aves, Passeriformes, Tyrannidae. The record is from RefSeq and is a predicted model, not a curated record. The coding region runs from base 71 to 1261 and encodes 396 amino acids.